AUUACAUCAGCCACACUACACACAGUCACACACAUCAUGAACACUCGCUCACAGUUACGGCUCAUUGCUUCCUUGAUCUUCUUCCCUUCGUCUCCUCUAAACCUCUGAUCGCUAAAAUCCCAUCUAUAUUCUCUUCUUCUUUGUUCUUUUCCUCGUUUUUUUACAGGUUUUGUUGUUCUCAUCAUGUGAUUUUCUGAAUAUCUUCAUCACCCUCACCUGUUUCUGAGUGUUCUUUUUCUUCUUCGAUUUUUUGGAGCUUCGAACGAGUAUAUUGCAGUUGAUGGUAUGGAUCUGAAAGAAGACAAGAAACAAGAUUCCGAGGAAAAGAACACCAACAGCGCCUCACCCAAAAGUUGCAGCGAUUGUCACACUACCAGAACUCCCCUGUGGAGAGGCGGCCCAGCCGGACCUAAGUCACUAUGCAAUGCGUGUGGGAUCAAAUACAAUAAAAAGAGGAGGCAGCUUCUGGGAUUAGAUACCGGAAGAAGUAGCAAGAAAAAGAAGAGAAGCAGCGUUAAUCGAAGCAAUGAAGUCCGAGAGAUUCUGAAAAUGCGAUUUAUGGCUUUGGGAAACGAUAUGCUGUUGCAGAGAUCAAGAAAGCUGAUGAGCAAGUUGAGAGAGGAGGAGCAAGCGGCGAUACUCCUGAUGGCUCUCUCUUGUGGAUCCGUUUAUGCUUAGUUGAGUAGUACCUGAAGCUGAUGGUGGUAGUACGGGAAACUUCUGGGGAUCAAGAAUUUCUAACCAAAUGUAAUGUUAGUGUGAGGAGGGUUUUUAGUUUUGAUGCUAGUAAUUGACUAUUGUUAACCGUAGGUGGUUUUUUGCCUCCAAUGGAGUGUGUUUGAUGGAUGGAUGUAAGAAGCUUUGAGGGGUUUCUUGGAGGAAGUAGUGAUGUAAUCCACUAACAAUGAUUUUUUGAUCAUGUUUUGCAGUAGAAUUAGUCCCUUUAGAUUUGUGCUA
This is a messenger RNA of Sesamum indicum (sesame), 957 nucleotides long. RefSeq names its product GATA transcription factor 15. The record is from RefSeq and is a predicted model, not a curated record. Gene Ontology annotation, molecular function: sequence-specific DNA binding; zinc ion binding. Lineage: Eukaryota; Viridiplantae; Streptophyta; Magnoliopsida; Lamiales; Pedaliaceae. Gene Ontology annotation, biological process: regulation of DNA-templated transcription.